AUGAAAAAUGCGAGGGAGCGGGACAUGAUCAGCGCCAUCUGCUUUGAAAUGGAGGCAGCAGGACUCAUGAAUGAAUUCCGGUGCAUUGUCAUUCGCGGGGUUUCUGAUUAUGCAGACUCGCACAAGAACGAUGUAUGGCAUCCUUAUGCCGUCGCCGCUGCUGCCGCCGUCGCCAAGGAGCUACUAUCGUAUCUCGAAGCAUCAAAGACUACCGUUCAAUUAUCUCCGGUGGCCGCUGCCCUAGAAGCCUUCUACACUGAAGGAAGGCGCCUUGCGAUUCAACACAUUUCCGGCCAGCCACUCCCAAUGAGCCACUGUUUCAUCAACCUGGCAGUGGUGAAGCGCUCACAACACGUCAGCAAGCAGCCACGGUCCCGGCCCGAACGACCGUUCGAGACACCUCCGAAGCCGAAACGCAUUCUGACCGAAGGACGGGCUGGGGUAGGGAAAUCGACGCUCUGCAAAAAGAUUAUUUUCGAACUCAUUCACCAUCACCUGUGGAAGGACCUUUUCGAUUGGGUCUUCUGGGUUCCUUCGCGGAACCUGAGACGAAAAUCACAAACGAUGACUGCAUAUAAUACGGAAAACAUGUUCUACGAGGAAUACUUCUCACAGCAGCCUGAUGGCAAAGCACAGGCUCACGCGUUAUGGCUGACUGUCAAUGAACCUUGCGUCUGUGAAUGGGUGCUUUUCAUCCUGGAUGGCCUCGACGAGGUCUCGCGGGAAUGGGACAUGGGCACGCCGAUGCACGAGUUUGUGUCCCAUCUUUUAGAGCAGCCACAAGUCAUCAUUACGACGAGACCUCGCCCGUCUGAUCAUAUUGAUAUCGGGGCCGUUGAUCUGGAGCUGGAGGCUAUUGGAUUCCGCUCCAAGCAGGUGAAGGAAUACAUUCGCAACACAGAGAUAGUGCCGGACAUCGGCGUUUCAAGAGAGAUUGAGUCAUUUCUACAGGAUCACGCUCUGCUGCAAAGCCUCGUCCGAAUUCCGAUCCAGCUAGACGCAUUGUGCUACAGCUGGGAGCGAAAUAUUUGGGGCGACAGACCGCAGACAAUGACCAGUCUCUAUCAAUCAAUCGUCUCAAAGAUCUGGAGAAAGGAUAUCCUACAGCUAGGUAUCCGAGACGAUCAAGGGCACCGGCUCACGGAAGGGGCAGUAGAAGACAUCCACCAGCUCGACAUUGAAAAUUACGUUGCGAAGGAAAUUAACCUCAUCGAGGGCCUUGCAUUUCAUGGACUUGCUAAUGAUACCAUUGAAUUUCAAAAAGAAGACCGAGCAUCUAUAUGCAGACUAUUAAAACAGCAUGAGGAAGAGCUCCCACGUAUGAGCGAACGUGUACGCCGCAAAGUAUCAUUCUUGCGCACAUCGGAAGACAAUGCUCACAAUAGCCGACACAGCUUACAACUUUCUGCAUCUGACCUUCCAAGAGUACUUCGCGGCACGUUAUUUUGUCAGGCACUGGACACGCGACAAGCCUCUUCCUUGUAA
Molecule: messenger RNA, 1485 nt
Organism: Aspergillus fijiensis CBS 313.89
Lineage: Eukaryota; Fungi; Ascomycota; Eurotiomycetes; Eurotiales; Aspergillaceae
Exons: 3
Coding region: 1-1485 (494 amino acids)
Biological process (GO): nucleoside metabolic process
Molecular function (GO): catalytic activity
Source: RefSeq, a predicted model, not a curated record